Messenger RNA from Gasterosteus aculeatus aculeatus (three-spined stickleback), 1966 nucleotides. It is a transcript of the gene tmem154, whose product is annotated as transmembrane protein 154. The record is from RefSeq and is a predicted model, not a curated record. Lineage: Eukaryota; Metazoa; Chordata; Actinopteri; Perciformes; Gasterosteidae.
GGCAGGAAUGCGUUUUCCACCGCAGCCGAGGAGCCCUCAGACUUGCGGUGACAAGCACACAGCCGAUUGCAUCACAUCCGACUGAGUCUCAGGGUGUGUUUGUGUGUGUGAGAGGGCCCUUUUUUUUUUUUUUUUUUUUCUUUCGUCCUUUUGAAUAUGUUAAGGCAGAGCAGGAAGUGUGAUGCUGUGACAGUAGAGAAGGAAGUGGUGACACAAUGGCACCAUGUUUGCUUGUGGGACUGGUAACAUGAGAGGGCCUCGGAUGAAGACCCCCCUGCUGCUGCUGCUGCUGCUGCUGACCACUCUGACUGGGACAGCACCCCAGUCUGUUCCCAACGCCACUGUAGAACCGGACUACAACCUCGAAGAGCCCCAUGAAAAUACCAACGCAGAAGAUACUGGCUUAGGAAGCCUUGCCUCCGUUAAUGAGAGCCUCGAACCAACAGAGGGCCUCAAUGUCACGGGUCGAGCCGCUGUACCGGGGAAGGAGGAGGAGGAGGAGGAGGAGGAGGAGAACAAGGAGGACGAGGAGGGUUUGAGUCCCAUCAUCAUCCUGAUCCCUGUGGUGCUGGCUGUCAUUAUCAUCAGCACCGUUUGUGGUAUUUUCAUCAGCCGCAGGUGGAAUCAAAAAGGGAGGAGUCAAGAGCUGAGAAAAGAGGAUCCAUAUUUGGAUGGGUCCAGCACAGAGAAGGUGCCAAUGCCCAUGUUUGAAGAAGACGUGCCCUCUGUGCUUGAGCUGGACAUGGAAGAGUUGGACCAAUGGAUGAAAAAGGAUUGUGACCCCUCAGACGACUCCAAACUUGCAUGAAUCUGUUUGUGGUCAACAGAGGAAGCUCUCCAACACACAAUCAACGACAACUUGGUUUUUCUGACCUUCUCCAGUAUAAUUGAUGUGACGACCAGGGAACAGCAUCACAACACUUAAUAGACACUAGCAAACAAGAAAUCAUUAUUGCAACCCAUUCUCCCAGAAAGUAUUUAGUGGACAACAAUUGCAGUUACGGAUGUUAGAAAGUGGCUCUUUGAUCAGUGGCUUUCAUGUAUCGUUGUAUAUAUCGUUUGCUUUUGUCUAAAGCUACUGAAAAUAAGUGCAAGGAUCAAGCUGUUACAUUCACUUAAAAUGCUCGUGUUGCAUUUAGAGAAAAUAAAUAAAAUAGAAUAUUUGUAUUUUAUUGGCCACAAUGAAGUCCUGAAGAGAAGAGAUUUCACUCGACGUUGGUCCUGCUUUCAUUGUAUGUCAAACCGUUGAGAAGUCACCGGUUGUGAUCCACGAAAAUGUGCCGUAUUUUCCUGUGGAAAUCAAUCAGACGUGGUGAAAAGGAUUAAACUUAAAGAAAUCCCAGCGCUUCCCUUAUCUGCCGUUAAAGGAGCACGUGGUCGCCUUAAAGCGCGUUGGGCCGACACUCCUCUCGCCUUCACCACAAAAAACGACCGCUGGUAGUUUCCGCUGAUGGCUUCUCUUUCAGUUCAAAGCCUCUUUGUUGUAUUACACUGUGUGACUCCCUCCAGCUGCAGGUUUUAAUGGGGAAAUAUCCUGUUGAAGAUUGCAGGCAUGCAUGACAGAGAAGGCCACUCCUUUUCAUGGCUGUGCUGAGCCGGUUAGGAAUUCUGGAGUGUGUUUUGCAUGAAAUUGUGUGAAAAAAGGUGUGGAGGCAAGAUGCACUCAUUUCUGAGUCUUUUCAUGAAUUAUUACCCCGAUGCUGAGGCAGCUUUCAGAAUCACCGUAGAGUAGAUAAUAACUGACUGAUUACUGUUUUUGUUUUCUGUUUCUGUUAGUCAGUAUUUUGUCAGUAUCUUGCACAAUUGAGAAUGCAGUAUGAUCAAUAUGAGGAUACAGCAUGCCAAAGGAUAUACUUUUCGAUGAAUGCCUUUUGUAAAUAUUUCAUACGAGGCGUUUGUCUUCUUGUUCUGCUGAUAAAGCUUUAAACAAAAUUUCAGCAAAUAAAAUCUCUUGAUAAUCAAAAUC